Zea mays is the source of this 570-nucleotide messenger RNA. Its product is annotated as protein MAINTENANCE OF MERISTEMS-like. The coding region runs from base 46 to 570 and encodes 174 amino acids. The transcript has 4 exons. The record is from RefSeq and is a predicted model, not a curated record. Gene Ontology annotation, biological process: meristem maintenance; meristem development. Lineage: Eukaryota; Viridiplantae; Streptophyta; Magnoliopsida; Poales; Poaceae.
GACUUGGCCACAACUCACGUACAUGCAUUUGGACACUUAGUCAGGAUGGCGCAGUUCCACUUGCUGGACCCUCACUACGACGAGCACCACAGGGGCCGUCUCACCGCAGAGGGAGAGGUGUUGCCCGUUCUGCGGGUCCGGACCCACGACCGGUUUCUGGAGGAGAUGAGGUACGAUGAGAGGUACACUCCUCUCCUACAGAGGGCUGGCUUGGACGUCUUAUCGUAUCAGGUCCGCCGUGGGCUGCCCACUUUCAACCCAGCGGCGUUGACGGCUCUGGUCGACAGGUGGCGGCCAGAGACUCACACUUUCCACCUUCCCUGCGGUGAGAUGACUGUGACGCUUGAAGAUUGCCAGAAGAUUCUUGGUCUCAGCAUUAUGGGUCGUCCAGUGACCGGUCAGGCAUCACCAGGCGGUUGGAGGCAGAGGGUGGAGGCCUUUCUUGGGAGACUGCUUCCGGAUGAGCUACGAGGUAGCCACAACACCGGAGUCCCACUGACCUGGCUUAGGCAGAGCUUUGGGCAGUGUCCACCUGGUGCAGAUGAGCAGACGGUUGGAUACCAUUGUUGA